AUGGAAGUUUUAUAACAUAUUCUAAAAACAUAAGGAACUAGUGUUACAAUAAUAGAUCUAGAAUUUAAGUAAAAUUUAAAAAUAUCAAAAUAGAUCAAUUGAAAAUUUAGAAGAAUUAUUACCAUAAUUAGCUAACUUUAGCAAUUUAAAAGAAGUAAAAUGUUAAUGAAUUAGCUAGCUUAAUUUACAUGGAAAUCGUUUAGCUUACUUACCUGAUGAUUUAAGUUUAUUAGACACAGUAGAAAUACUUGAUAUCUCUAAUAAUAUUUUCUCUGAUGUAAAUUCUACAAAUAUGCUUAUAUUUUAGUUAAGUCAAGUUGUGGAUGCCUUAUCAACAAUGCCUAAUUUGAUUCACCUUGAAAUUACCUUAUAAUCAAAAGAAGAAGAGCAAUACAUUUUAGAAUGUCUUUCUAAUCUUUAAAUUUUGAAUUCUCAAAAAGUGAAUGGUGAUUAAGAAGAACCUGAUGAAACCUUAGAAUAGCAUAGUGAGCAAUAAUCUGAAAGGUCUAUUAGUGCUGUUUAAGAUAUUACACUUUAACAAUAUGAUCUAGAAUAAAUGGCUGUAUUUAUGUUGAAAAUUAAUAGAUAUUAUAUGAUAGCAUAAGAGAAUACAAAUAGGAAGAGCAAGAAGAUAAAUAAUUUGAUCAAUAAAUUAGAACAAUUAUGCUUGAUUUAUAAUCAAAGCUUAAAUAAAAUAAUCCUGAUCAUCUUACUAAUCUUUUUAUUUUAACAGUAAUUUUUCUUUAUAUUUAAGGCUAAAUUCAAUUUAUAUGAAAUCUGUUUUAAAUCAAUUAUGAAGCAUUUUAAAGUUAAUGAUAAAAAAUUAGAUGUAAUAAUAACCAAAAUUCAUGAUAUGCAUUUGUAAAUUUUUAAUGAUAUGUCAAAUGUGAUUUAAAAUCUUAAAGCGCCGUCUAAAAAUACAUCAUAAAUUAUAGACAAUAAAAAGUAAGUAAAUCAAACUCAAUAAGGAGAUAAAUCAGUUGAAAAUAGGUUAAGACAAGAAUUAUCUGAACUUUAAUAAUAGAAUGCAGAAUUAGAAAAAGAAAAUAAAAGAUAUUUGGAUUUAUUAAUUAAACAUUCAAAAGGUGAUAGACCUUCAAUGCCUAAUUCAGAACAUAUAAUAAAAUAAUAAAAUGAUUCCUAUCAAUCUUAAAAUUAUUCAAAAAACUAUUAAUCAUCAACUAUUUAAUAAAAUAAUGGUGUUUUCUAAUCAAAAUAAUCAUAAAAUGUAACCUCAGUUCCUCAAUAAAUAAAUGUUAGAAACUUAACAUUAAAACAACUUAAGGAUGUUAUUAAUGAAAUUUAUGAGAGUAAACAAAAAUUUGAUUAGAAGUGUGCAGAAUCAAAAUUACCGAGAGAAACAAUGGAAUAACAUAUGUAUACAUUUUUAAAUCAAAAAUAUGGACUUAAAAGUCUUAUUAUAGAAUGGGCUACAUCUAUAGUAAAUGCACUUAAAAAAUAUUCUGCAGAAGAUAAUGAUGUGGCUGUUUUUGGAAAAAUCCUUAGAAAUGAAUGUGAUGAAGAAUUUCGCUUUGUUUAGACUUAAGUCAAAAAUACUAUGUAAGAAUUAUUAAAAGUAUUUUAUUAUCAUAUUAAAGAUGUAUCUUAGAGGAAAGUUUCCUUUGAAACAUCAAGCUGAAAUAAAGGAAAUGCUCAACUAAAGAGUAAAUGGAUAACUUUAUGAAGAAGAAGCUGUAGAUAUUAUCAAAUAUAUGUACAAUUAAGAAGAUUCUGAAUUACUUCUUAAUAAAUUAAAAUAGUUCUAUAUAGUACCACAUAAAAAUCCAGAUAGAAGAUUAACUAGGGAAGAAUAAUUGUCCUUGCUUUAAGAAAAAGAUAAAUAUAAAUUAGAAUAUUCAGUUUUUCAAAAGAUAAUAUUAGACUUUUAAUUAAAAUCUCAUGAGAAAUAUUUAAAGAAAUUUAUUGCAACUUUUAAAUAAAUGGACACAGAUGCUAAUGGAAUUAUUGAUGAAGUAAAUUUAUUAUUAAUUUUUAUUAGAAUGAAUUUCGAAAUUUAAUAGAUAUUCUUAAUUUUGAAGCUGGAGAUCUAGAUAUCUAAAAAUAUUUGAAUAUCAUAGAUCCAUAUAGUCAUUAAUAAAUAACCUUUUCAUAAUGUGUGACUCUGUUUUCUUCAGAAUCUGUGCCUGGUUCUAAUGGAUAAAUUCAAAUACUGUAAAAAAUAUCAGAAUAAUGA
This is a messenger RNA of Paramecium sonneborni, 2194 nucleotides long. Lineage: Eukaryota; Ciliophora; Oligohymenophorea; Peniculida; Parameciidae. The record is from the annotation of a GenBank genome assembly.